Oikopleura dioica is the source of this 1092-nucleotide messenger RNA. Lineage: Eukaryota; Metazoa; Chordata; Appendicularia; Copelata; Oikopleuridae. The record is from the annotation of a GenBank genome assembly.
AUGUACGACACAUACUGCUACAACAUAAACGUCGAGGACAAAUCUUAUUCCCUCGAAAUCACCGACACAGCCGGACAAGAUGAACACGAACGUUUACGAGUCUUUGCUUAUCCACAAGCUGAUUGUAUUCUUUGCUGCUUUGCGCUAGAUUCGCUCAAUUCGUUGCAGAAUGCACAGUACAAAUGGCAUCCAGAAAUCCGCAAAAACAAUCCAACUUGUCCGAUAAUUCUGGUCGGCACAAAAUCAGAUCUCUUCGGCGACAUCAGUGCAAAACUCAACCUUUUGCCACACGAUAAGAUGGUCAAAUCAAAAGACAUUCUCAAGGUCAAGAAAUCAAAAUUAUUCGACGAUAUCGUCGAGUGCUCUGCCAUCAAUCAAAGCGGCCUCAGGCGCGUGUUUGACCUUGCAAUUACAGCUGCCAUGAUCAACAGGGGAUUUUUGAAGACGAAGAAGUCGAGUAAUAAACAAGAAGAAGUUAAAAAGGAAAUUUCACCGUUGGAGCAAGAAAGACUCGACAACGGAGCGCCAGUACAAAUCGCGUGGCCCAUGAAUUCGCAGUGCACGAAGAGGGGAGAUCUCUCGUUUUACGCGUAUUAUACGCUUUGGCGUAAUGAUAGGAUGCCCAUGUACGUGGUGUCAUGCACGUCGCCGCGCACAGAUGGCGCAGAAUUCGUCGAAGCGGCUUAUAGCUACUUUCAGAAAAACAAGUACGAGCCGACUGUGCGCUACGACGAGGCAGCCUUGGAUGGAAAGUAUGUCGUCAUGAUGGUUGAUGCUGAUGCUCCUUCACCAAAUGCUGCGCGAUGCCGUUACUGGCUGCAUUGGGCUGUUUCCGAAGUUGAAGGAAGGCAUUUACGUAAUGGAGUCAAUUGGCAAAACACUGAAGGGAGAGUUCUCAAAGAAUACAAUCCUCCAACACCAGCCAAGGGCUCUGGCAAGCAUCGUUAUCAAUUUCUUCUCUUCGCGCAGCGAUACCCUUACGGAGAGCUUACCACGGAAGGCGAAAGAUGUGGCUUUGAUCCGAAAACGUGGGCAAAGGAAAAUAAACUCGAACUCGUUGCUUCGUCGAUAUUCACCACAGAAUAUGAAUAA